Messenger RNA from Symbiodinium natans, 1509 nucleotides. The record is from the annotation of a GenBank genome assembly. Lineage: Eukaryota; Dinophyceae; Suessiales; Symbiodiniaceae.
AUGCAGCAGCUGGAGCAUGUUGAACGCUUGUUGUUUCAGAGGACGGAGGUGGCUUUAAUCAACGGAGGCACCAUCCGGGGAGACAAGGUGUUUGCAGCUGGCGACUUGUCGAAAGAGACCAUCACGGAGUUGCAUCCGAACAGCAUUGUGAAGAUCUAUGCCACGGGGGCCGAGAUCAGGAAAUACAUUGAUGAUUCACUGAGCUGCUACGAUAAGAUGUGCGGCAACUUCGUGAACUGCGCCGGCGUGCGGUAUACGUUUGACCCAACAGCUCAGAGUGGACAAAGGGUCCGGACCCUGACCUUCGACGAUGGCCAGCCAGUAGGCGACGACAGCAGGCUGACAGUGGCGCUCACUGACUACAUGCUGUCAAACUCCGAUCUGGCAAAGAAUCGUCUCUACAACAUGGUCACUGUCAACGAUGCAAUUCCCCUCGUGCAGGCGCUCUUUGCUGCCGUUGCUGAUGCGGGGUCUUCCUGUAUCAGCCCCAAACUGGAUGGGCGCAUAACUGUGGCGAAGUCGAGCAACGGCAGGCAUGGCAUCGUCUAUGAUAAGUGGCCCUUCCGUCUUGACAUCGACGCAGAGUAUCAGGACUGGAUCCUCGUAGCGGCUACUCGACCUUCCAUGGCGCUGGGAACCAUGCUUUUCCCCUUGCUCCACGUGCAGCUGGAGCCGGUGGUACAUCCACCCGGCUUUCUCCACCCGGCUUUCUCUGCAUGCGGACUUCCACAUGGUCAUGUCAUGUCGAUGGCCAAGGCAUAUGGUGCUUACCCUGCAUCUGCGGCGACCUAUCUGAACGUAUUUAUCCUGGUUUUCACCAUAGGUGUGUUGCCAGAUUGGACAGUGAACGAGUUUUGCGUAUACUUUGUGGGGUUUGUUGACUGGGUGCUGAUCCACACAGCGAAGCUGAUCACUUCGUUCUCGAUUCUGUUUGCAUUCUACGUGGUGUUCCGCUUUCGACAUCGGAUAGCCAUAGCUACAGGUCUGGAACACAUCACUCUUAUUCGCUUCAACUGGAGGGAUUUAUUUGGCCUUCGCUCGCGGCAGAGGCCUAUCGAGGUAUUCAUCUGGAAGGUCGAGGGGUUGCAGAGCGCCUCCUCCAAGUUCACGAAGCCGAACGACCUCUUUGUGGAAUGCCACAUGGGAUACAACGAGCCCAUGCGGACGCGAGUCCACAACAACGCGGGCAGUGAGGCUGUGAUUAGGGAGUCUUUCCAGUUGAAUAUAGACGAGAACUCGCCAGAUACUUUGAUGACGCUUCUGGCAAAGGAUCAGUCGCUGCUCACCAAUUCUGAAAUUGCACGAUUAACUCUCUCUACCAGAGAGCUUUGCGGAAUCGAGGAUCAGACCGGCAAACGUCGAAGUACGUUUUCCUAUGAUGAGGAUUCUUUUCUGGAGCUCAGCCUGUCUCCAUCCGGGAAGAUUUGGAUUGCUGUUGCUCCUGUGGACGAGGCAGCGGAGGAGGAACGGUCGCUUUUGUUACAGGAAGACUCGUUAUUGCCCUGCUGA